This is a messenger RNA of Adineta ricciae, 1113 nucleotides long. The record is from the annotation of a GenBank genome assembly. NCBI's taxonomy places the organism in Eukaryota, Metazoa, Rotifera, Eurotatoria, Adinetida, Adinetidae.
AUGAAUGAUUCGUUAACAUAUACACAUGUUAAUCUCACACGAUGGGUAUCAAGUAUACUAUCACCCAUAAUUCUAUUAGGAUGUGCUGUUGGAAACAUAAUUUCGUUCAUGGUUUUAUUACGGCCACGCCUUCGCCGGCAAACAACAUCAAUCUAUUUGGCUGUAUUAUGCGUGGCCGAAAUGGGAACGUGUUAUACAGGUUUACUCCGACAAUUUCUGCUUGAUGCAUUCGAUUUCGAUAUCCGAUUAUUAAAUUCAUUUACAUGCCGCACGCAUCUUUACUUAACAUAUGUAUUUCUUCGCUUAGCUCCGUUGUUAUUAGCAGUCGUUACGUUACAAAGGUAUCUUUAUGUUAGUCAACGUGCUGUUUGCACACUAAGAUCAACAUGUAUACAAUUACUUAGUUUAUUUUUGUUUGUUUGCUUGGCUGAAUUUCAUUUAUUUACAUACUAUGAUUUAACAUAUUCCGACACCCGGCCAAGAACGGAAUAUGUUCCGUUUGAGUGUACCGUGGAUAAAGUACAUCACAAGAAAUACUAUGAUUUUCGCAGUAAAGUCUAUCCGAAAUUAGCACUAGUGGCCUAUACAAUUGUGCCAUUGGCGAUUAUUAUACUUGGAAACGUUCUGUUGGUUCGAACAGUACGACGAGCAUCGAAACGAUCACGUUCAUCCACGCGGAAGAAGCGUUCGGUGACACGAAUGUUAUAUGCUGUCAGUGUUCUAUAUACUGUUCUAACAUCUCCUGCAUCCAUAUUUCUUGCCAUCGCACCCACAAACUAUCAACUAGCACCAGGAUUUCGUUUACAAUGGACAUUGCUUCGUCUGCUUUUCUAUUUGUGCCAUUCGGUUAAUUUCUUAUUAUUCUGUGCGAGUGGAACAUUUUUUCGACAGGAGUUUAUCUCAUUUAUCAACUCGAAUUGUGGCUGUCGAAUCAGUUGGACUGAUCACUCUAAUCAACCGUUGACAACUGCUGCUAUAACAAAAUUAGAUGAAGAAACUCUACCUCCGACAACGAAGUACAACAACCAUAACAUAAUUCUGUUGGGAAGCGAGAAAUAUAGUUCAAGAUUGCACAGCAAAGCGUCCGUUGAAAGUCAACCAACGUCAGUCUAG